Messenger RNA from Scomber scombrus (Atlantic mackerel), 3005 nucleotides. It is a transcript of the gene gdf2, whose product is annotated as growth differentiation factor 2. Lineage: Eukaryota; Metazoa; Chordata; Actinopteri; Scombriformes; Scombridae. The record is from RefSeq and is a predicted model, not a curated record. Gene Ontology annotation, biological process: BMP signaling pathway; SMAD protein signal transduction. Gene Ontology annotation, molecular function: cytokine activity; growth factor activity. The coding region runs from base 1 to 1329 and encodes 442 amino acids. The transcript is spliced from 3 exons. Gene Ontology annotation, cellular component: extracellular region.
AUGGGAGCGGACAUCAGGACAGUGGUCCUUGCAUUGGGGAUCUCCAUUUUCAAACCUUGCCAUCGCAAAGUCUGUUUUCGUGCUGGGAAGAAGUUGUGUUUGAGUCUGAUGGUUUCUACUGGCUCCUGCACCUGUAAGCCUCUCAAUAAUGACAUUCAAAGAGGGGACCCAGAGGGAUUUUACUCUCAGCUGCCAGAGGAGGCUCUUCUGGAGGAGGAAGACAUGGACUCGAACAUGGAGAACCUCCUGGGAACCAUGAAGGAGGACUUUCUGAGGAAACUCAACCUGUCAGAUGUUCCUCAAGAGCACAGCAAGAUCUACCCUCCUCAAUUCAUGAUGGAGCUCUACAACAAGUAUGCAUCUGACAGCAUGGCAUUCCCUCAGUCUGAUGUCAUACGAAGCUUCACUGUUCAAGAUAUAACUCAUUCAAUGACAAAUGGCACAAAGUCAAAGCAAAGGCUGCUGUUCAACAUCAGCAUCCCCAGCCAUGAAAAGAUCACCACUGCUGAACUACAGCUUUUCUUCCUCCCGGAUGCCAGGUCAAGUGUCACCUCCCACAGUUUCAAGACCACCGUCAAAGUCUGCGAAGUGGAUUACAACGAUUUCAAAUCUACAACCCAACUACUGGUUGGCCGAGAGGUGACAGGGUUGCAGAGCACGUGGGUGACAUUGGAUGUGACUACAGCUAUUCAGAGCUGGAUCAUGUCAGGCCAUGGAAUGACUGGAUUUGAUGUAGUGGUGGAUGGAAAGGACUGUGGGCUUUCUGGAGAAGGAGCAGCUGGCUGUUUAAAUAUGAGUAUGUCUGUUGGAGAUAACACUUCAGCAGCUUUAAUAGUCUUCUCAGAUGACCUGGGAAGCAGGAAGAAGGAGACAAAGAAGGAACUACAAGAGAUGAUCCUGCAUGAAGAAGAAGCCAUCUUACACUCAGGUGCUGACUGGAACAGAGGGGAUGAACUUCAAAACCAGAUUCUGGAGGCUCAGCACCCACGGAGGAGGAAAAGAAAGGCUGAGAGGGAGUACUGCAGACGGACCUCGCUCAAAGUAAACUUUAAGGAUAUCGGCUGGGACAGCUGGAUCGUGGCACCUCCAGAAUAUGAUGCAUUUCAAUGUCGAGGAUUGUGUUACCACCCACUGACGGAUGAAACAACCCCGUCCAAGCAUGCCCUCAUCCAGACGCUGAUCAACAUCAGGAACCCCAAGAAGGCCAACAUGGCGUGUUGUGUCCCCAUCAAACUGGACCCCAUCACUGUCAUGUAUCAGGAGAAUGGGCGCCUCACUAUCAGAUACCUAUAUGAGGAGAUGAAGGUGGCAGAGUGUGGGUGCAGGUAGAAUUGGUGUAAACUUGUUGCAUCACAGACGAUUGUAAUGGUUUUGCUGCAUUUAAUUCAUUACAGGCUGAUGUUCACUGGUGAUAGGUCGUAUAACAACCUCCAUACCCAUAUUUUCCAAACAAAAUAGAUCCAUAUGUGAAACUGAAAAAAGACAGCUUUUUAAGGUUUUUAGCUUAACACGACAAAACAGAAAACCAUAAAAAUCAGAUGUUUACAUAAUAUAUUUAAUACACAUUGAAAAGCUUGACCAUAUGUCUUGCUGUUUCAAUUUAUGGUAUUUUGCCAGUAGAAGUGUAUUAUUUUUUAUGUAGUCAAUGAAAAAAAAGAAUAAAAAAUGACAAGUAAGAACUACAAAAGAAAUUUUAAAAAACAUCCAUACAUUUUUUUUGGAAACCAGAUCCAUUAGCAAUGCCAUGUUUGUAUUAAGUAAUUUCGAUUAUAUGUGAGGUGUAAAAUUGACCUGUUGGCAGUAGUAGGAUGACAUUUAAUCACAGCUGUUCAUCUGCUAAUCUUGUGCUAGACAUAAUGUAAAUCUGUACAUUACUAUUGUAAUUUGUUUAUAUUAAUAUAUAUAUGAAGUAGUGUGUAAGCACAUAGAGAUAUGGGAACUGUACAGUAUGCCUAGCUAUUAUGCUACAUUGCUGCUGUUGCAGCAGAUAUCAGGCAGAUAUCAUCCUUUUAAUAAAAAUCCUCCAAAUUCAUAGACAAGCUGCUAACCCUAAAAAAAUGAAACCAUAUACCUUCUAGCUGAAAGAUUUUACUGUAUAUCUCAUGAUGUCUACAUGUUAUUUCUGAUGUUUUCCAACCCUGAAAUAAAUUAAAAAAUAUCUAGAAAAAUCUGUGUCACAAAAAUAAAUUUGCAAUCACUCAUUUCAUUUACAUUGCUCAUCACAUAUAUACAGUAUUCGGUAACAUGCACUCUCACAAACCUAUUUGAUGAAGCCUUCUAAAUUCUAUACAAAUACAAUUUACCACGGCUGACUUGUUGCCUACUUUUGCUCCUAUUUUAAAUAAAAUAAAUGUGAUCAUUAAACAAAUAGGUCUCUCCAGAAUUACACUCUACUGAAAACUUUUCCCACAAUCAUGCCUCACUUAAAACUCAAAAACAUUUCAGUCACUCCACUAAUUCCAGCUAAUUAUUUGCUUCCCACAGGAUUUCACUGGGUGAAAGUCAUACAGUUUUACAGCAUACAGUAACUGCAGUUAAACUGAAUUAAAGUUUCAUACAUGAUGCAUUUUCAAUUGUAACAGAAACCUCACAAGAGGAGGUAACGAUUUUAAUAGCAUGUUCAAAGUCACUUAUUGUGACUGGUUGAGUGGAUCCUUUGCUUUCAGUUAUCAAGAUAACAAUUGAGUGUAACAGAAGAGAUUUUUUAUCUUAUGCUGAUAUGUUUUAAAUGUGUCAGGGAGACAGAUUUUCCCCUCUCUACAAAUUGUACUGUCUAUAAUUAACCAUCAUCUGUGGAUCUUUGCAGCUGUUUGUUCUGGGAAUGGUUCCAAAGGAUUACCAGUUGGGAGAAAAUUGUAUUUGUGCGUGUGAUUUACGUUCAAAUUCUCUUUUAGGUUUUGCCCAUAGCUGUGAACAGACCACAGUGAGUGCAGCUGUGCUUUAAAUCUGACCACCCUGUCAUCCCCUUGUAGUGAAUGGUUGACACCAGCUGAAAAAGUUCCAGU